AUGGGUGUCGCUACUUCUUCGUGGGAUACAAAUAAACGUUUAGGAGAUGAUUCUUUCAGCUGGACUGUAAGACUCUACGGUCAGCAGACCAAUUAUGAGUUUACUGGAUUGAGGCAUGAUAGUAAAUCUUUGCCUUAUCACAAUAUAUUUCCUGAUGGUACACGUGUUGGUGCAUUGUUGGAUUUGAACCAAGGUACUCUAGAAUAUGUUGUUGAUGGAAUUGGUUGUCAAGAAUCACCAUCAAUUUUACUUGUUGAUCUACUUCAAUUUCACAAUCCAACAGGUAUUACAACAAAUGGUCAAUGUUGUGAUGGUUCAUUUCCUUCGUCAAGUUUUUGUCCUAUGUCAACAUCCUGUCAUCUAAAUACAAUUGUCUGUUUGGAUUUCAUCAAUAGCGAACUUCAAACAAAUUGGACUUUAUGUCCAUUGGGAACAAAAUCAAUCCGAACAAAAAUAAAUAAUACUAACUUAUUUAAUUAUUAUUCAAUAAAAAAUUUAACUGAUAUUUUACCAUUACAAUUUGAAUUACCACAAAUAAAUGAUAAUUCAAUUGAUAUAAAAAUAUUUGUUUUUUAUGAUAAUAUGAAUAUGUUACUGAAUUAUUUCUAUACAACAUUUCGUAUUGACAUGUCAUAUUCAUCAUCAACUGAUGGAGUAUUUCAACAAUUAACAUUGAUCGAUCUAUCAAAAAAACAAUCAAAUAUAAAUCAAAUGAUUAUUGGUUUAAAAAGUUAUUGUCGACCAACAUUUUAUGGCAAACAAUGUUCAAUUCAAUGUAUUCCAAAUGAUGAUUGUACAAGUUCAUAUACUUGUAAUCUAAUAACAGGUCAAAAGAUUUGUUCAUCAGGUUGGUAUGGAAGUGAAUGUUCAAUGCGUGAUACAUCUUCGACAUGUUUAUCAUCUGGAUUAACUUGUUACAAUGGUGGUUUUUGUCGAAAUAAUCAAUCAACAUGUUGCUGUCCUAUUGGCUAUAUUGGUUCAAAUUGUCAAUAUCUUUCAACAUGCACAUCCAGUCAAACUUGUUUAAAUGGUGGUUCAUGUAGUCCAAUUUAUGAUAAUAUUUCACGAACACAUUAUUUUGUUUGCAAUUGUCCGCAUGGUUAUAUGGGUUUGCACUGUCAAGAAAAACAACAAUGUCCAUCAUCAUUCUAUGGUUUUAAUUGUACAAUACAAUGUUCACCAUCAAAUUCAUGUUCUCAGGGACAUUUUGUUUGUAAUUCAAAAGGAGAAAAAACUUGUUUAAAUGGUUGGGGUCCAAAUGAUACAUGUACACAAAAGAUGAUUGCGCCUAUAUUUGAUCCUGAAUGUCCAACUCCAACAGGUUGUCUAAAUGGUGGUUCGUGUUUUAAUGGUUCAUGUUGUUGUCCACCUACUUAUACAGGACGUCUAUGUGAAAUAUCUAUUGAUCCUUGUGCAAAUAAUCCUUGUCAAAAUAAUGCUUUAUGUUUAUCGACGUCUACUGGAUACAAAUGUUUAUGUUCAAAUUCUGUUUAUACAGGUUCAUUAUGUGAAAUAAAUCAAAAUCCAUGUCAAUAUUCACCAUGUCAAAAUGGUAUUUGUCAAUUAUUAGAUAAUACAAGUUCAUUUAGUUGUAUUUGCUAUCCUGGUUACACAGGACAAUUUUGUCAUAUUAAAAUUAAUUAUUGUUUAUCACAACCAUGUGAAAAUAAUGGAAUAUGUGCUAAUGUAGCAACAGGUUUUGUUUGUACUUGUUCAGUAGAUUUUACUGGAACAACUUGUUCAAUUCGAAUGAAUACAUGUUUUAAUCAAACUUGUUUUGAUAAUAAUAUAAUUCAUUGUCAACAAGGUUUUACAGAUCCUCCGAAUUGUAUAGAAGAUAUAAAUGAAUGUUUAUUAGAAAAUGAACCAUGUAAAAACGGUGGUGACUGUAUAAAUACAAUUGGUAGUUAUUAUUGUCAAUGUAAUGAACAUUAUCAAGGAAAUGAUUGUAGUAUUCCAAUUGAUUCAUGUAUAAGUAAUCCAUGUAUUGCAUCAAAUUCAAUAUCAUGUACAUCAGUUAUAAGUGAUACGAAUUCAAUUGAUUUUAAUUGUACAUGUCGUGUAGGAUUUACUGGGACUCAUUGUGAAAUUGAAUUAAAUCCAUGUAUGAAUAAUCCAUGUUUAUAUGGAACAUGUAUUGAAUUAACACCAUCGACAUGGUCUUGUACUUGUGAACCUGGCUGGACUGGAAUUGAAUGUAAAGAUAGUAUUAAUGAAUGUUUAUCUAAUCCAUGUUUAAAUGCCGGUACAUGCAUUGAUGACGUCAAUAAAUAUAAUUGUAAAUGUUUAACGGGUUUUGCGGGUACAAAUUGUCAAAUUGAAAUUAAUUCAUGUUCAAGUAUUCCUUGUCGAAAUAAUGGUACUUGUAUAAAUAAUGUUCAAUCUUAUUCAUGUUUAUGUCCAAUUGGUUGGACAGGAAAUUUCUGUGAAAAAAAUAUCAAUGAAUGUUUAUUUCCAUUAUCAUGUCAUCCAAAUGCGACAUGUAUUGAUUUACCUGGUUCAUAUCAAUGUGUAUGUCCAUCAUGGUUAACAGGAGAAAAUUGUUUAACAGCUAUUGAUCAAUGUGAAACAUUCCCUUGUUUAAAUAAUGGUGUUUGUGUAAAUAAUUUUGGAAGUUUACCUACUUGUCAUUGUCAAUCUGGCUUCACAGGUGUUUAUUGUGAAAUAAAUAUUGAUGAUUGUCAAGCAACGCCUUGCUAUAAUAAUGCAACAUGUAUCGAUCAAACAAAUAGCUUUUUAUGUUUAUGUUCAUCAGGUUAUACAGGUUUACGAUGUCAAACAAUGAUAAGUCAAUGUAAUAGUUUACCCUGUUUAAACGGGGGAACUUGCCGGGAUUUAAAUAUGAAUAAUAAUGAAGAAUAUAUGUGUCUUUGUUCACCAUUUUUUACUGGUCAACAAUGUGAACAAAUAAUAAAUCCAUGUUUAGGUUUUCCUUGUAUACAUGGAAGUUGUAUACCAACAUUACCAUCAUAUAAAUGUCAAUGUAAUCAUGGCUAUACAGGUCACAAUUGUGAAACAAUGAUUGAUCAAUGUUUAUCAAAACCAUGUGGAUUAAAUGGAAAUUGUACAAGUUUAUCAACAAGAUUUAGUUGUUGUUGUGCACCAGGUUAUACAGGAUUAGGAUGCGAACAAUUAAUUGAUGCUUGUGUAACAAAUCCAUGUUCAAUUGAAGGUGUUGAACGUUGCAUGUCAACAGAAACAUCAUCAUUUAAUUGUUUAUGUAAACCAGGAUAUUCUGGUCGAUAUUGUGAAAUAAAUAUAAAUGAAUGUUUAUCUCAACCGUGUUUACAUGGUGGAAUUUGUAUAGAUUUUCAAAAUAGUUAUCAAUGUAUUUGUCCAUUGACUCAUACAGGUAUUAAUUGCGAACAUAUACAAGAUAAAUGUAUAGGAAUACAAUGUUUAAAUGGUGGUCAAUGUAUUAAUAAUGGAGUGAAUUUAACAUGUUUAUGCUCAAAAGGAUAUCAUGGAGAAAAUUGUGAAUUGAUUAUUGAUUAUUGUCAAUCACAACCUUGUUUAAAUGGUGGAAUAUGUUCAAAUACAGAAUUAGGACCCUACUGUACAUGUUCAAAUGGCAUCACAGGUGUAUUCUGUGAGACAAUAAUUGAUCAAUGUCAAUCUGAACCUUGUGAAAAUAAUGGAACAUGUAAAUCAUUAAUUGAUAAAUAUGUUUGUCUCUGUUCGAAUGGUUUUAUGGGAAGCCGAUGUGAAAAUGAAAGAAAUGAAUGUGAACCAGUAAAUCCAUGUUUAAAUUCUGGACGAUGUAUUGAUGGUUUUAGUAAUUUUUCGUGUCUCUGUAAUCCGGGUUUUAUGGGUUAUUAUUGUGAAACUCAAAUUGAUCAAUGUCAAUCAAAUCCUUGUUUAAAUGGUGGAAUUUGUCGAACGUUAAUUAAUAGUUUUAAAUGUGAUUGUCCACAAGGAUAUACAGGAUCGACUUGUUCGUCAAUGAUUAAUCAUUGUUCAAGUAAUCCAUGUUUAAAUAAUGGUUUAUGCAUAUCAUUGAUAAAUGAUUAUCGUUGUGUAUGUCUUCAAGAUUAUAUUGGUUUAAAUUGUGAAAAAACUUCAAAUGAAUGCUUAUUAAAUCCAUGUUUAAAUAAUGCAACAUGUAUAGAUCAAGUUUGGAAUUACACAUGUGAAUGUACAGAUAGUUUUACUGGAUCAAAUUGUCAGAUACAAAAAAAUUAUUGUGAAAGUUCACCAUGUAUUAAUGGAUUGUGUGUCAAUAAAAUCAAUGGAUAUGAUUGCAUAUGUCCUUCAUCAUCAUAUACGGGAGUUCAUUGCGAAAUAGAACAAAAUAGAUGCUCUUCAAAUCCUUGUUUAUUCGGUGGAACUUGUAUUGAUAAUUUAGAUAAUUUUAUGUGUAUUUGUCCACCAUGGUUUUCUGGUUUAACUUGCUCCGAACAAAUUGAUCCAUGUUUAAGUCAAAUAAAUUGUGCACAUAAUGGAACUUGUGUCAAAGAUCUUGAUAUAAAACCAUUUGGAUAUAGAUGUCAAUGUUUACCUGGUUUUAAUGGACAAAUGUGCGAAAUUAAUGUUGAUGAUUGUUUAUCACAACCAUGUAAACAUGGAAGAUGUAUUGAUAAAGUCAAUGGAUUUAUUUGUCAAUGUUAUGAAGGAUAUGAUGGAAUUUUAUGUGACAAUGUAAUUGAUCAAUGUAAAAAUUCACCAUGUGAAAAUAAUGGUAUUUGUCAAUCAUUAAUUAAUACGUAUCAAUGUCAUUGUGUAUCUGAUUAUCAAGGAAAGAAUUGUGAAGAAACAAUAGUAAAACCAUGUUUGACAAACUCUUGUUUAAAUAAUGGUACAUGUAUAUUAAAAUCAGAUAAUGAUUUUCAAUGUAAAUGUUCAUAUGGUUAUACAGGUAAAAAAUGUGAAAUCAAAAUUAAUGCAUGUUAUUCAAAUCCAUGUCAUUAUGGAACAUGUCAUGAAAUUCCAAAUGGAUUUUAUUAUUGUUUAUGUGCAUCAGGUUAUACCGGCUUUAAUUGUCAAAUUGAAAUAAAUCAAUGUGAUAGUUUACCAUGUUUACAUAAUGGCACAUGUUAUAAAUUAUCAUCAAAUAUGUUUAAUUGUACUUGUUCAAUUGGAUAUUCAGGUACACAAUGUCAAUAUGUUGAUUAUCAAUGUAAUUCUAGAUUUUGUUUAAACAAUGGUACAUGUAUAACAAAUAAGGAUGGUUAUCAAUGUGCAUGUCCACUUGGCUUAACAGGUAAUCGUUGUGAAAUUGAUAUAAAUGAAUGUGUAUCAAUGCCAUGUCAAAAUAAUGGAAUUUGUUUACAAUCAAAACUUAAUCAAUAUCAAUGUCUUUGUCCAACUGGUUAUACUGGUGAUCAUUGUGAAACCAAUACUGAUCCAUGUUUAUCAAUGUUUUGUUUAAAUAAUAGUACAUGUAUUCGAACAAGUUUAUCAACAGGCAUAUGUUCAUGUUUAUCCGGAUAUACAGGUUUAUCAUGUCAAAAUCAAAUAAAUACAUGUUUAAGUGCACCAUGUCUCAAUGGUACAUGCAUUCCAUUAGUUAAUUCAUAUCAAUGUAAUUGUUUUCCGGGUUAUACUGGUCAACGAUGUGAUACAAUAAUAAAUUAUUGUUCAUCAAAUCCAUGUUAUAAUAACGGCACAUGCAUAAAUCAAGCAACAUCAUUUGCUUGUCAAUGUCCAUAUGGUUUUCAAGGUCGUACAUGUGUUAUACGUAUACAAUCAUGUCAAUCAUCUCCAUGUUUGAAUGGUGGUACAUGUUAUGAUGUUGCACCUGGUUUACAUAAUUGUUCAUGUCCUAAUUCUUAUCAUGGAGAAUUUUGUCAAUUACGUGAUUCAUUUUGUUUAGAUAUGCCAUGCCAAAAUAAUGGUAUUUGUUUAGAUACAUUAAAUGGUUAUCAAUGUAUGUGUCAACCAGGUUAUAAUGGAAUAAAUUGUACAAAUGAAAUUCAACCAUGUAUUUCAAAUCCAUGUUUAAAUAAUGGUAUAUGUCGAAAUACAAAUAAUGGUCUUAGUUAUCAAUGUUUAUGUGAACAAGGUUAUGCUGGUCUACAAUGUGAAUUUGAAAUCAAUUGGUGUUCAUCAAAUCCAUGUCAAAAUCAAGGAACUUGUAUAUCACAAUUAACAUCAUUUAUUUGUCUUUGUUCAUCAUUAUAUACAGGUAGAAUUUGUCAAACACCAAUAAAUAAUUGUUCAUUAACAACAUGCAAAUAUGGUGUACCACUUGUAUUAAGUUCAACAAGUUGUUCAUGUGUUUGUUCAAAUGGUUAUACGGGUAAUCAUUGUGAUACACCUAUUAAUCCAUGUUUAAAUAAUUCAUAUUGUGUACGUGGUAAUUGUAAUUAUCUUAGUCCUGGUUUAGCUAAUUGUACAUGUCCAAUUGGUUAUAGUGGACUUCGUUGUGAUACAAGAUUAUCAAGUGGUGCAUGUUCAUCAUGUCCUUGUCUAUAUGGACAAUGUCAAACAAUUGAUAAUCUAAAUGAUUAUACUUGUAAUUGCUAUCAAGGUUAUACAGGGAAACAAUGUAAUAUAUCAAUAGAUUUAUGUAAACCAUCACCAUGUUUAUAUGGUCAAUGUUAUUUAAAUGAUAUAAAUGGUUAUGAGUGUAAAUGUUUACCAGGUUCAACUGGUAGAAAUUGUUCAAUAUUAAUUGAUACAUGUAGUUCAAAUCCUUGCUUAAAUAAUGGUGUUUGUAUUCAAGGUUUAAAUACAUAUCAAUGUGUUUGUCAAUCUGGUUAUGCUGGUAUACAUUGUGAAAUAUUAAUUAAUCAAUGUACAUCAUUAAUAUGUUUAAAUAAUGGUACAUGUAUUAAUCUUCCAACAAAACCACCAAGUGCUAAAUGUCAAUGUCCAUCAUUAUAUACGGGUAUUCAAUGCCAAUAUUUAUAUGCACCAUGUACAUCACAACCAUGUGAAAAUUUAGGAACAUGUGUAUCUGAUGGAACAUCUUCAUAUACAUGUAUAUGUCCAAAUGGAUUUUCAGGUAUGAAUUGUGAAGUUAAUGUACAAGUUUGUGAAAGUAGUCCUUGCCAAAAUGGAGGUAAAUGUUCAGAACCAGCACCAUAUUAUUAUAUAUGUCAAUGUCCAUGGCCAUAUUAUGGUAUUAAUUGUGAAUUAAUGUUUAAUCCUUGUUUAAGUUAUCCAUGUCGAGGACCAUCAUCCCAAUGUAUAUCAACACCAAUGUAUCAAAAUUAUACUUGUAUUUGUUCAAAUGGUUUUCAAGGCCCAACAUGUUCAAUACCAAUUGAUCCAUGUCAAUCAAUGCCUUGCUAUACUAGUGGUUCAUGUAUAAGAACAGGAUUAUUAACAUAUGCUUGUUCAUGUCAAGCUGGUUAUCAAGGAAAUAAUUGUGAAAUUGAAAUAAAUCCAUGCGUUAAUUAUUCAUGUAUGAAUGGAAUAGCAAUAAGAACAUCAUUAAUCAAUUGUGAAUGUCAAUGUUCAUAUUCAUAUUAUGGAAAAUUAUGUGAAAUGAAUAUUUGUGAUGAUAAUCCAUGUUUAAUUGGACAAUGUAUUUCAAAUGGAAAUUUUUCUUAUACAUGUAAUUGUCCAGUUGGAUUUCAAUUUAUAAUGGGAGUAUGUGUAGAUAUUAAUGAAUGUAGAACAAUUGCAGGAGUUUGUGGAAAUGGUGGAAGAUGUUUGAAUACAUAUGGAUCAUAUUCAUGUUUUUGUAAAACAGGUUUUUAUGGUAAAAAUUGUGAAAAUUUUGAUCCAUGUCGAUCAAUGCCUUGUGUUAAUGGUGCAACUUGUCUGUCGAAUGAAACUUAUCCUUAUUGGCAAUGUAAUUGUCCCCCAGCUUAUACUGGUUCUCAUUGUGAAACAAUUUCACUUGGUUGUUCAUCAAAUCCAUGUCGAACAGGAACUUGUAUUAAUCUUUUAAAUGGUGAAUAUCAAUGUUUAUGUCCAACUAGUAUUACAGGUAGAAAUUGUGAUACAUCAUUAUUACCAUGUGAUUCAAAUCCAUGUUUAAAUAAUUCAACAUGUUUAACAUUAUCAUUAACAAAUUAUACUUGUGUAUGUCCAACGUUUUAUACUGGUUUAAGAUGUUCUGAACAAAGAAAUCUUUGUUCGAAAACUUCAUGUCAAGGAAAUGCAACAUGUAUUGCUGAUUAUGAUUUAGAAAAAGAAAUUUGUUUAUGUCCAUCUGGACGUUAUGGAACUUAUUGUGAAUUAGUUUCUGCUUGUGAACCAAAUCCAUGUGUACAUGGAACAUGUCAAAAUAAGAAUGAAAAUGCAUUUCAAUGCAUGUGCAAACCUGGAUUUACCGGCAAUACAUGUGAUAUACCAUUUAAUAUAUGUGAUACAAAUCCAUGUGUAAAUGGGGGAACCUGCUCAAAUUUAGGCAAUGGAUUAUAUAUUUGUACUUGUCCACAAGGUUUUACAGAAUCUGAUUGUAGUAUUUCACAUUGUACUAAAAAUAGUUGUUUUAAUGGUGGUAUUUGUUCUAUUCAAAAUAAUUCUCGUCAAUGUCAAUGCCCAUGUGGAUUCACUGGAAGACGAUGUGAAACUCCAUUUGAUAUAUGUUCAUUAACAAUAUGUCAAAAUAAUGGUACUCGAUUGAUGAAUAUAACAAAUUGUCACUGUUCAUGUUUAUGUUCAUCGACAUUUACUGGUCACCUUUGUCAAUUACCAAUCAUACCAAUAAAUAGAACAUAUCCAGGACAAAUUGUAAUUCCAACAAAUCGAUUAGGAGGAUCAUCAUGGGAAAAUAUUUUGCAAUGUAUUGAUCAAGUUUGGAAUAGUCUAAAUGUUUUACUUGUAUGUCCAUCACCAUAUAAUCUUGUUAUUCCAACAUCAUUUUAUCCAUAUUGUUAUCGUACGAAUCAACAAGAUUUCCUCAAGAAUCAACGCGAAGCAAUAAAUGAAUGUAAAAAACAGCAAACUCAAUUAGUUUGGUUUCAAUCUAUUGAUGAAUUAGAACAACAAUUGUUACCAGCUUUAUUUUCUCAUGGAUUAACUCGAGAUUUUUGGACAAGUGGAAUAUAUAAUUUCAAAUCAAAUCGAUGGCAAUGGUUAUUAACAAAUAAUAAUACUCAAAUUGAUAUUAAUCCAUCAAUAAUAAAACAAUUUGAAAUUAAUUCUCUUAAUCAAUCACUUUAUGUUUCAUUUGAUCAAUCAAAAAAUCGCCAUUUAAUCACAAGUUCAUCAUCAGAAGUCUAUUCAACCUUAUGUAAAAUAUCAGCCACGCGUCGUUUGUUAAAUAACCAAACACGUUCUAUUGAUCUUAGUUCAUAUCAAACAACCUCUAUUAAUCAAACUGAAGUUAUUAUUUAUAAUUUUAAUUAUACUAUACUUCCAACCAUACCUCUCAACACACUUAUUCAACAACCAACAGAUUCUCAAUAUGUUUCUACGUGUGGUGCUUUUGGAAAUCCAUCAACAUCUGUUGAACCAUAUAUUAUUGAUAUAUGUGGUUAUUUUCCUUCAAUUGCAAAUCAAAAUGUUCAAUUACUAAUGCAAACAAUUGGUAAAUAUUAUACUAAUUAUCGAAUUUCAAUUAGAUCAAUACAAUCUUAUAUUGCUACACCAUUAAAUAUUGAACAUUAUAUAACAAUAACUGGUAACAUAAUGACACGAAUACAUUUUGUCAUAACAAGUGAAUCAUCAAUAAUUCUUGGUUCAAAUAUUGAACCAUUAGCAUCAAUUAAUGAUAUAUUGAAUACGAUACCUUAUCGAUAUUAUCAACAAUGUGUUCCAUAUAUAUCAUUAAAUAUUCUUUUACGAUUAAAACUAUGUAUUCCAUUAAAUGAAAUUUCAUUGUGGAUUAAUUUAAUUACAAAAGCAGUUUCCGCAGCUACUGGUAAGAAAAUAUUUGUUAUGCGAAAUAUUCAAAUAUUUAAUCUGUUUUUAUUUUUCGUUAAAAAAGCACAAUCAAAUGUCAAUGUUAUAUUUAAAGGUGCUCAAGAAGGUGUUACAACUACUGGACAAUCAGCAAAUAUUGCAUAUUUCUUAAUAACAAUUGAUGGAAUAACAUAUAAUCAAACAAUGAUUAAUAAUCUAUCAAUGAAUUCCAUUCUUCUUUCAACUAUUCAACAAGGAAAUGAAAAAUUAUUAUGCCCAGAAGAAACACAAAUUCUUCUCUUAGAAAAUAGUAUUCGAGAUUUUCAUGCUCCUUGUUCAACUCCACAAAUACUUGAAAGGCAAUUAAAUAAUGCUUUACAUCAAGCUGGAAUUUAUACAAUGAAUGUAAAUAUAUUUGAUAUGGAAGAAGUUGUUGAUAGUUUUGGACAAAUUUAUCGUUUACCAAAUAUCUUCUUACAACAUAUUAAUGGUACUUGGCUUGAUAGUUCACUUGAAUUAAAUAAUGAAUUAUAUGAAAUUUUAAUUUCUAAUCAAAUGCAACGAUUAACAAAUCGUGUUUAUCGUUUAUCAACAUCUUUUUCUUAUUUUUAUUCAAAUUCUUUAUCAAUAAAUGAUCGUAAUUAUUUACAAAAACUUAUUUUAAUUUUAUUUAAUCAACAAAAUUCAAUUAUAAGUAAUGAUGUCAAAAUUUUAUAUGAGGAUUUAUAUUUAAAUAAAACUUCAAUGAAAAUAAUUCGACGUAUUUAUUUAUUUGUUUUUUAUAAUGGACAAGUACUUGAUGGAAGAUAUUUAUCAUCAUUAAUUUUAUCAUCAGAACAAUUUAAUGGAAUUGAUUAUGUACAAAAUCCAUUAAAUUAUAAAUCAAAUCAAAUAUUAAUUGAUGUAAUUAAACAACGUGAUAUACAACAAAUAACAUUUUCAGGAAAGAUAAGUAAACUAUCUGCUGAAAGAAUAUUAAAGGAUUAUUGGCAAAAUCCAAUUAAACAAGAUUUACCAAAUACAAUUGUUGAUAUCAUACAAUUACAAGAAUAUCUAGCCUAUUCAUCGAAUCAAUUUUAUACAACAAUAACAUAUAGAAUUGUUACAUUCGACGAUUAUACUAUUCCAGAUACAUGUUUUAAUGCAAGUUUAUUUCCAACAAUGCAUAGUUUAUGUGAUACGGAAAAUUAUUUUAUGGAACAAGUACCUAUUGGAUAUAUACCGUCAUUUAUUGAUCUAAAAGGAAGUUAUUUACAAUUUGAUCUUGAUGAAGAAAAUUUUCCUGCAUUAAUUACUUCAUCAUUACAACGAAUGGGUAUUAGCGGUGAAAUUUCAUCUAUAUUAACCGAACCACGGUUUGGACUAGAUAUGGCAUUACUAACACGAGUUUAUUACACAAUCAUACCAAAUCAAAUAAUUAGUCAAGAACAAUUGUAUGAUAAAUUGAAGUUGACUUUUUCAACAAUACAAACACGAAAAUAUGAAUUGUAUCCAAUGGAACAAUUAUCUAUUGUACGCACUGAUGCACAUCAAUAUAUCGCCAAUGUUUCAUUACCAAUAAAUGAUUUCAUUCGAAAAGAUACUGAAAAUUAUUUAACAUCGUUUAAUCCACAAUAUGGACAAGCAAAAAUUGUUUAUGCUGAAACUCUUAAUAUUAAUCAAACUCGUUUUUAUUUAACUUUUAUCAACCAAAAAGAAUUAAUUACUCGAUGUGAUUUCAAACUUUAUUAUCCUGGUGUUUCAACAUAUAGAGAAGAAAAUCUUGAAAUGCAUAGUCUUUAUCUUGAACGACAUACUUUCUUUGCUAAAUCAGCUUCACUUAUUGAUAGUCUUACUCAAUUAUGGACAAAUGAAAAUUUAAAUGAAUCAAAAAAUUUAAGUAUUCAAUUACAAAAUCAAAUCCAAUAUAUUUGUUCAGAUGGAAACCGAUCUGUUCGAAUUGAUUAUAUGAUUAAAAAUCUUGCAGUUCAUAAACUAAAAUUACCUUCUAAUUCAGCAUUUGAAAAAGUUUAUGGAAAAUUUUCUAAUAAUUGUAUUUCAUAUGAAGUACGCUCGAUAUAUUUAAUUGAACCACGUUUAUCACAUCGAGAAAUUCAUGAAGCAUUAGAAAAUGCUUGGCGUCAAUCAAAUAAUAAUUUUCCAAUAAAGAUUUCUUCAGAAUUUUUUAUGCAUUCAUCUUAUAUAACAAAUAAAAAUAAAACAUUAACACGUUUAAUUUAUACAAUAAAUUCUAAUACAUUAAGAUUUAUUCAACCAUUACCAAAUUCUAUUCAUUUACCAAGUAUUUAUACAGAUAUUCCAUAUAAACGAUCGACAAUUUAUGUUGAAAAUGAAAUAUUAAAUUCAACAAUAUUAUCCAUGAUUAAUAAGGCAUUACGAUUAAGUUGGUCAAAAGCAAAUAGUUAUCUUUUUUCACCAAAUGAUGUAUUCAUAUCAUCAAUUAAUACUGUACCAUGCGAUAAUGGACAAAUUAAAAUUGAUUAUAUAAUUGGUUUACGAUCUGGUGAUAUUGAUGAUUAUUCUCAACCAUCUGAACAACUUUAUUCACAAAUAUUCAAUGACACUAAUUUAACAACAUUAGUUUAUCUACGUUAUAUACAAAGAAGUAGUAAUGAGAUAUUAUUAAAUACUGAUCAAUUAGCAUUGUUUCCAUUUGAUUCUCGAUCUCAUGGUCCAUUCUAUGCGCCUGAUUGGUGGAUUAUUUUAAUUAUUGUUAUUGCUAUAUUAAUCAUAUGGUUAAUUUUAUGUGUAGUUUGUUAUAUAUGUUUUCGAAAACGAUCAACAAAUCGUUAUCAUCAUAAAAUUUCUAAACGUCCAACAAGACAUAUGGAUAUUCUAGCUCGAGAACAAGAUCAUUAUUUACGUCCAUCAUUAUCUUCAUUAGCAUAUGAUGGACCAUAUGCGGAAUCAUUUAAUUCAUCAGCUGAUGAUCAACAAAGAAUAUCAACAAGAACAAUAUCUUCACAACCUGAAUUACAAGUUCGUCGUUUAUCCGAACAAGAUUGGCCACAUUUUGCAAUGCAUAAUCCAUAUGGAUGGUCAUCACUUCUUUUAAAUUCACCAUCACAUUCAACUAAUUCAAAUCGUCCAUUAUAA
Messenger RNA from Rotaria sp. Silwood2, 12837 nucleotides. The record is from the annotation of a GenBank genome assembly. NCBI's taxonomy places the organism in Eukaryota, Metazoa, Rotifera, Eurotatoria, Philodinida, Philodinidae.